Molecule: messenger RNA, 2912 nt
Organism: Hypomesus transpacificus
Lineage: Eukaryota; Metazoa; Chordata; Actinopteri; Osmeriformes; Osmeridae
Product: cyclin-K-like
Biological process (GO): positive regulation of DNA-templated transcription, elongation; regulation of transcription by RNA polymerase II
Cellular component (GO): cyclin/CDK positive transcription elongation factor complex; nucleus
Molecular function (GO): cyclin-dependent protein serine/threonine kinase activator activity
Source: RefSeq, a predicted model, not a curated record
UUAAGGUUGCACAACUCACUGUAAACACUGUUUUGUGACUGGUAGUAGCCGGGAAGAAAAAGGUAGACUAAACCAAUAAAGUUAAGGAUAUAUAAGUUGCUAAACAAGCACAUGUAUUGGUUAGAUUUGACAAACUGCUUAAUUCUCACUGGAUAACCGGUGAAGCUGACAUCUUAUCAUUUGUUAUAUUAUGCAGUGUAGAUGAUCAUGUACAUGGUACGAUCGAUCGACUUGGUAGCUUUCGGUCGUCGCAGGUCCUUGUUUUUGGUCGGUUUAAUGUCUUUGUUUUAGUUCAAUUAUUUCCCUUCCUCUUCGUGACGUCACUUGGAUGCUAUAUUUUUAAUAAAUUAAAUAUGGCGCCUUACACUCAAUUUCCAGUGUAAAUUGUUGUAUGGAUUCAAAUAGCUUUCAUUGAAUGGAUGUUUUACUAGUUUUAGCUCAAUAUAGUCCGUGCUAUUUUUUUUUUUUUGCAUAGUGGAUCGUAAUCAUUCCUCUCCAUCACUACUACGUAACGUAAAGGACGGAACUAGCAAGUCAGCUAAUUCUAGAAGCUAGCCAGCUUGCUAGCUUCAAGGUUUCAGUCAGUGACUAUAUAGACCACGCUGUGUAAAAUUAUUUCAGUUAAUGAAAGACUACCGGGAGAAUUCAAUCCCUGUCAAUCCGGCUGCAAGUCUGGAUCACAUAAAACCAUGCUGGUAUUGGGACAAGAAGGACCUAGCACACACACCCUCCCAGUCGGAGGGACUGGACCCCGCCACAGAGGCGAGGUACCGGAGAGAGGGUGCACGGUUCAUCUUCGACGUGGGAACUCGCUUGGGACUACACUAUGACACACUGGCAACAGGAAUCAUCUACUUCCAUCGCUUUUAUAUGUUCCACUCCUUCAAGCAAUUCCCCAGAUAUGUGACAGGAGGUUGCUGUCUCUUCCUAGCAGGGAAAGUUGAGGAGACCCCAAAGAAAUGCAAAGACAUCAUCAAGACAGCUCGCAGCCUCCUAAACGACAUCCAGUUUGCCCAGUUUGGAGACGAUCCAAAGGAGGAGGUGAUGGUGCUGGAGAGGAUCUUGUUGCAGACCAUUAAGUUUGACCUGCAGGUGGAGCACCCCUAUCAGUUCUUGCUCCGCUAUGCCAAGCAACUUAAAGGUGACAAGAACAAAGUGCAGAAGCUGGUUCAGAUGGCCUGGACCUUUGUGAAUGACAGCCUGUGUACCAUGCUGUCGCUGCAGUGGGAGCCAGAGAUCAUCGCCGUGGCGGUCAUGUACCUGGCGGGACGCCUGUGUAAGUUCGACAUCCAGGAGUGGACGUCCAAGCAGUCGUCACGCCGAUGGUGGGAGCAGUUUGUCCAGGAUGUGCCCGUGGAGCUGCUGGAAGAUAUCUGCCAUCAGAUCCUGGAUCUGUACUCCCAGGGCAAGCAGCAGAUGCCCCAGGGCGCGGUGGCGGGGGGCGACAGGGAGAAGACGCUCCCUUCCUCCUCCUCCACCCCCACCCCCCAGCAGCUCCAGCUUCUCGCCCUAGCCCAGGCCAGUGCCAAUCCUUCCCCCGCCCCUCCACCACCACCCCCGCCUCCACCUCUUGCCAAGAAAGCCUCCCCACAGGCCAGCCCCUCACGCCAGAUCAAACGAGCCCAUCCAUCUCCUCAAGAGGAGAAGACAUCUGAGCAAGUAAGCUCCAAGAUCCCCAGACUUGAGGCCCCGAUGCCCCCCCUGCCCACCACACAGCCUCCCCCAGACCGCAAGGCCCUUGCCUCCCACCCUGCUGCCCCCCUCCCUGGGGAGACUGACACCCAUGGAGAACCUGCUGAGGCCCCCAAGGCCCUAGCACCUCCCCCUCCCCACUCUGCCUCUCACCACCAGCCCCCACCUCUCCCCCAUCGCCCGCCCCCCCCGCCCCCCUCCUCCUACAUCAUGGGCAUCCCCACCUCCAGCUCCUACAUGUCUGGGGAGGGCUACCAGAGCCUGCAGUCCCUGAUGAAGACCGAGGGGCCCUCCUAUGCCGUCCCUGUACCCCCCUCCUAUGGCCCUCCGCCGGGCUACCACGGCCAUGUCUACCCCCCCAGUGCCCCCCCACCCCCCGCCGGCUCCUACCCGCCGCCCAGUCUUCCCCACCCCCCCUCGCCUGCCUACCCUCCACCAGGCUACAACCACAGUUACCCACCUCCGCGCAUGCCUCCAGGGCUGCCGGGCAUGGGGAUGCCCUCGUCUAGCUACCCCGGUGGACAGAGCCAGGGGCCCCCUCCGUUGCCUCCUGGGAUGCCCCCCAUGGGUGGAAUGAGUCGAGGAGCUUGGAUGAUGUGAAAUGGGGGGUUGAUGCUAGGACUGGCUGUGCCAACACUACAUCACCAUCACAGUACAGUAGCAGUAUUUUGAACGUAUUGGCCAUGGACAUUGAAGGGAUAGGUUUUUCCACUUUUACCAUCUGUCAACACCCAUAUACUUUGAGUCUUAUUAUAAGCUGUCAUUGCACUGGUUCGUGGGAAUGUUGUAUUUGUUAGUCGUGUAAAAUUGUUAGCCUAUUGUUUUGAAUAGGGUAAAAGAUUUGACCAAAACAUGAACAAGGCAGCUUCACAGUAGUUAUGUAGUUGUUCCCUUUUUUACAUGAGAUGCACUAAAAUGUGUUAUAUCUAUGCUACUUCUUUUAGCAUUUUAGCCUGAACCAAUACACCAGGUCAAAUAGUACACGUGUUUGAACACUUUAAAACACACAUAAGCUCUAUUUCCUACAUGUUACUUGUAUGUAUUUUAAACUAGUUAAUAACAGAUGCAUGCAGAUAUCAAGGAAAAAUAAGUGUUUUGAAAUAACUAAUUCUUUGUUUAGUUAUUUUGGCUAUGACAUGUUUAUAGUUGUUCAUUCGUCAUAAAAUGUGAAUAGUUUGUGUCCAAAAAAACUUUUAAUUAAAAUAAUUGUCUUUUUUAAA